AUGUUUGCUGAUAUUGCCGGGUUCACCGCAUGGAGCAGUCUCCGCAAGCCUGCGCAAGUGUUCAUGUUGCUGGAAUCUAUCUUUCAAUUGUUCGACAAAGCCGCCCAAAAGCUCAAGGUCUUUAAGGUCGAGACAGUGGGCGACUGCUAUCUAGCGGUCUGCGGUGUACCUCAGUACAAUAAAGACCAUGCGAUUAUCAUGGCAAGGUUUGCCCGUGCUUGCCAGCAUCGCUCACAACAAGUUUUUCAUUCUUUGGGAAAUACGUUGGGACCCGAUACAGUAGAAUUGGGCAUGAGGUUCGGUUUACAUAGCGGCCCAGUGACAGCAGGUGUGCUGCGUGGCGAUAGGGCCAGAUUCCAGCUUUUUGGAGAUACUGUCAAUACGGCAUCACGUAUUGAAAGCGCAGGUGAGAUCAAUCAAAUCCAUAUUUCUGAG
Molecule: messenger RNA, 435 nt
Organism: Phaeodactylum tricornutum CCAP 1055/1
Lineage: Eukaryota; Bacillariophyta; Bacillariophyceae; Surirellales; Neidiaceae
Exons: 1
Biological process (GO): cGMP biosynthetic process; intracellular signal transduction; receptor guanylyl cyclase signaling pathway
Molecular function (GO): peptide receptor activity; guanylate cyclase activity
Source: RefSeq, a predicted model, not a curated record